Molecule: messenger RNA, 324 nt
Organism: Penicillium alfredii
Lineage: Eukaryota; Fungi; Ascomycota; Eurotiomycetes; Eurotiales; Aspergillaceae
Exons: 1
Coding region: 1-324 (107 amino acids)
Source: RefSeq, a predicted model, not a curated record
AUGCAGCUGCGCACUGGGCGCAUCGGCCUGGGUGCCUAUCUGGCUCGCAUCAACCGACGAGACUCGGCACGAUGCGACUGUGAUCUGGGUAACCAGACGGUGGCCCACGUCUUGCUCGAAUGUCCUCUGCACAUCGAGGAACGCGUUCGGAUGCGGAACGCUCUGUCCGGGCAAGGGAUCAGCUUUCGUCGGGACGACCUCCUGACGCGCCCCGAGGCGCGCGAGAUUGUUGCCGGCUUCAUGGUCGAAACAGGAAUUUUGACCCAAUUCCUAGGGACAGAUACUGCUGCGUUGGGGAUGGAAGCAGUAGAAGAGAAAUCAUGA